Molecule: messenger RNA, 5755 nt
Organism: Hibiscus syriacus
Lineage: Eukaryota; Viridiplantae; Streptophyta; Magnoliopsida; Malvales; Malvaceae
Product: lysine-specific demethylase 5B-like
Biological process (GO): chromatin remodeling
Cellular component (GO): nucleus
Molecular function (GO): DNA binding; histone demethylase activity
Source: RefSeq, a predicted model, not a curated record
UCUCCCACGAAACUCGAGUCUUCAAGUCUUUUCCUUUUAUCUUUCACUAACAAAGGCAACCUCACAAUCAACACUAAAGAUUGUAUGUAUAGGUUGAGGUGGUGGCGGUGAUGGGGAAAGGGAGACCUAGGGCAGUUGAAACAGGGCAAAAUUUGAGUGUCUCAUCCACUGGGUCAUCGAAUAUACAGUCAGGGCCGGUUUUUUACCCCAGUGAAGAGGAGUUCAGGGACCCAUUAGAGUAUAUUUAUAAGAUCAGGCCUGAGGCUGAGACAUAUGGGAUUUGUAAGAUUGUUCCACCUAAGACUUGGAACCCUCCAUUUGCCGUGAACGUGGAGUCUUUUACUUUUCCUACUAAAACACAAGCUAUUCACCAGUUGCAGGCACGGCCUGCUUCUUGUGAUUCAAAGACCUUUGAGUUAGAGUAUAAUAGGUUUUUGGAAGGACAUUGUGGUAAGAAGUUGAAGAAGAGUUUGAUUUUUGAAGGGGAGGAGUUGGAUUUGUGUAAAUUGUUUAAUGCAGUGAGGAGGUAUGGGGGUUAUGAUAAGGUUGUGAAGGGAAAAAAGUGGGGGGAGGUUUUUAGGUUUGUGAGGUCCUUGAAGAAGAAGAUUUCAGAGUGUGCUAAGCAUGUUUUAUGGCAGUUGUAUAGAGAGCAUUUAUAUGAUUAUGAAGCUUAUUAUGAACGGCUGAAUCGGGAGAGAGCAAAGAGUUACAAGAGAGGCAUCAGUGAGGAUGCAGAGAGUGAAAAGAAGGUUAAUAUUUAUAGCUGCAAGAAAAGAAGGAAGAAUAGUCACCAUCAAAAUGUUAAGGAUUGUAAGGUGGAGGAAGAAGAUCUUGAUCAGAUAUGUGAGCAAUGCAGUAGUGGGUUACAUGGGGAAGUGAUGCUACUGUGUGAUAGAUGUAAUAAGGGGUGGCAUAUAUAUUGUCUGUCACCACCAUUGAAGCAGGUUCCACCAGGAAAUUGGUACUGCUUUGAGUGCCUGAAUUCUGACAAAGAUAGUUUUGGUUUUAUUUCUGGAAAACAGUUUACAUUGGAAGCUUUUAGGCGUUUGGCUGAUCGAGCCAAGAAGAAAUGGUUUGGAUCAGGAUGCAUUUCAAGGGCACAGAUAGAGAAAAUGUUUUGGGAGAUUGUGGAGGGUUUGGCAGGUGAGGUGGAAGUUAUGUAUGGAAGUGAUCUGGAUACUUCUGUUUAUGGGAGCGGUUUUCCACGUAUAAAUGACCAGAGGCCAGAAUCUGUUGAGCUUAAAGCUUGGGAUGAAUACUGUAGGAGCCCAUGGAAUCUCAAUAACUUGCCCAAGUUGAAAGGUUCGAUGCUGAGAGCUGUUCAUCAUAACAUUACUGGUGUCAUGGUUCCUUGGCUGUAUAUUGGAAUGCUAUUCUCUGCUUUCUGCUGGCAUUUUGAAGAUCAUUGUUUUUAUUCAAUGAAUUACCUUCACUGGGGAGAACCUAAAUGCUGGUACAGUGUCCCUGGCAGUGAAGCUAGUGCUUUUGAGAAGGUGAUGCGGGAUUGUCUGCCUGAUCUAUUUGAUGCGCAACCUGACUUGCUCUUUCAGCUUGUUACGAUGUUAAAUCCAUCUGUCUUGCAAGAAAAUGGUGUCCCAGUCUAUAGUGUGCUACAGGAGCCAGGAAAUUUUGUCAUUACGUUCCCUAGAUCUUAUCAUGGAGGAUUCAAUUUGGGUUUAAAUUGUGCAGAGGCGGUGAAUUUUGCUCCUGCUGAUUGGUUACCACAUGGUGGUUCUGGGGCAGAGUUAUAUCAGUUAUAUCGUAAAGCUGCAGUUUUAUCUCAUGAGGAGCUUCUUUGUGUGGUGGCCAAACGGAGCGAUUGGGAUAGUAAGGCAUCAACUUAUUUGAAAACAGAAUUGCUCAGAAUAUAUAAAAAUGAAAGGACAUGGAGGGAGAGGCUUUGGCUAAGUGGCAUAACAAGAUCAUCUCCCAUGUCUCCUCGAACUCCUGAAUUUGUGGGUACUGAAGAGGAUCCAACAUGCAUUAUAUGUAAGCAGUAUUUGUAUCUUUCCGCUGUUGUUUGCCGCUGCAGGCCAUCUGCUUUCGUCUGCCUGGAGCAUUGGGAACACCUCUGUGAGUGUAAAUCCAGUAAACUCCGUCUUCUCUAUCGUUAUACUCUGGCAGAAUUGGCUGAUUUAGUGCUUAUGGUGGACAAGCAUGCUUCGGAGGAGACACCCCAAAAUGAUAGUUUACGAAGGAAUAUUUCAGCUUCCAAGGAGUUGAAUGCUUUAAAAAAGAAGGUGAAAGGUGCCCAUGUUACUCAUACUCAACUUGCAGAACAAUGGCUUUCGCACUCGUGUAAGAUAUUGCAGAGUCCUUUUGAUGGUGAUGCAUAUACUAGUCUGUUAAAGGAAGCUGAACAGUUUCUUUGGGCUGGUGAUGAGAUGGAUUCUGUCCGGGAUGCGGUAAAGAAUCUGACUGCUGCUCGGAAAUGGGCACAAGGCAUAAGAGAUUGUCUUACUAAAAUUGAAAACUGGUCUCCUGGAGUUGAUUUUGAGAAAGUGACCCAUAAACUGGUUAACAAAUUGCUUAGUGUUGAUCCUGUGCCCUGUAAUGAGCCUGGAUAUCUCAAGUUGAAGGAUUUUGCUGAAGAGGGAAAUUUGUUGGUUCGGGACAUUGAUGCUGCUUUAUCAACGUGCUCUAAGAUCGAUGAGUUGGAGUUAUUGUAUUCAAGGGCUUGCAGCUCACGAAUCCAUGUAGCUCAAAGUGAAAAGUUAUCGCAAAAAAUCUCUUUCGUAAAGGUAUGGAUAGACAAUGCAAGGAAAGCUAUCUUUGAUGAACGGCCUGCAGCAGUGGAGGUUGGCAUUCUUUACAAGUUAAAGUCGGAGAUAUUGGAGCUUCAGGUCCAAAUUCAGGAAAGAGAAAUGAUUUUUGAUAUUGUAUGCCUGGCUGAAUCAUGUCAGGCCCGGUGUAGAUAUUUAUUGAGUGGUUCCAUGACUCUAAAGGAUGUUGAAGUGCUUCUUCAAGAAAUGGCAAGUUUCAGUGUUAACAUACCAGAGUUGAGAGUUCUAAAGCAAUACCAGAUUGAUGCUUCUUUUUGGAUCACACGCUUUAAUGAUAUUAUGAUAAAUAUCAAUCAGAGAGAGGAUCAACAAAGUGCUAUUAAUGAAUUAAAUUGCCUUUUAGAAGAUGGAAAGUCUUUGAAGAUUCAAGUCGAUGAGUUGCCACUUGCGAAGAUUGAGUUGAAGAAGGCUUGUUGCAGGGAAAAGGCAAUGAAGGCACACAAUACAAAAAUGGCUUUGGACUUUCUUCAGCAACUGUUAGCAGAUGCUGUUGUUUUGCAGAUUGAGACGGAGGAGUUAUUUCUUAGUUUGUCUAGAGAACUUGCUGGUGCCCUGCAAUGGGAAGAAAGAGCAAAGGAUAUACUUGCACGCAAAGCUCAGAUGUCUGAAUUUGAGGAUCUUAUAAGGAUGUCGGACAACAUAGUUGCUAUUAUGCCUUCAUUAGAUGAUGUCCAAACUGCAAUAUCGGUGGCUAACUUAUGGUUAAAUAAUAGCAAGCAAUUUUUAGAAUCUGACUUUUCUGAGUCAUCCACAUCUCGUUCUUUGCUGAAACUUGAUGAUUUGAAGGAGUUGGUUUCUCAGUUGAGAUUUCAUAAGAUGACAUUUAAGCAACAAGAUGUGCUUGAAACUAUUUUGGAAGAUAGCAAGAGAUGGCAGCGUGAUGCUUAUUCUCUGCUGCAAGAUCUGGAGUGCCUGUAUUGUGUGACCGACAUUGGGGAUGGUAGGAGCAAUGGUCUUAUUUUGAAAAUUGAACAUCUUGUUAACUUGCUUGAAUCUGUAACAAAAGCUGGUUUAUCUCUUGGACUGGAUUUUCCUGAGAUUCCAAAGCUUGAAAAUGCUUGUUCUACACUGCAUUGGUGCAAUAAAGUCCUUUCUUUCUGCUAUUUGAUGCCUUCUUACGAGGAUGUUGAGAGUUUGAUGAAUACCGUGGAGAGCCUCUCUAUUAUGCUUUCUUCUGGUAAUUUGUUGAGCUCAUUAAUUUUUGGAGCAAAAUGGCUCAAGAAUGUCUCAGAGGUGAUUUCUCCACCCACAAAGUGUAAUGCAUGGAAAUUGACUGAUGCUGAAGAGAUGCUUGCUGAAUAUCAGGGUAUUAGUGUCACCUUCCCAAUGAUGGUUACCCAACUUACAGAGGCUACCUGCAAACAUAGGCUAUGGCAGGAGCAAGUGCAUCAGUUUUUUAGUUUAGAGUUGGAGGAGCGGUCAUGGUCUCAAUUAAUGCAGCUUGAGGAGUAUGGAAAAGCAUCAUUCUUUACAUGUGAAGAAGUAGAUAUGGUAUUGUCUGAAGCUGUAAAGAUUGAGAAGUGGAAGCAACGCUGCAUGGAUGCUAUAAAAAACUUUGUUGGAGAGGAGAGUUCAUUGCUUUGUGCCUUGCAGAAGAUCAAAGAGUCCCUAGAUGGAUCUUUUUACGUAUACGAAAAGUCUGAGAGUUGUGAAGGAGCAUGUCUCUACACGUGCUGUAUAAAUGGUUUUGAGGAUUGGGAUUUUGUAACAUGUUCAGCGUGCAAGGAUUGCUACCAUUUGCAGUGUCUGGGAUAUAGAAAUAAUCCAGAAGAAGUAUAUACAUGCUCAUAUUGUAAGCUACUUGUGGGUGGAUUAAUACCUCCCAACAGAGGUGGCUUCCUGAGACUUAAUGGAAAACAUUCAGACUUGGAGCUUCUCUCUAAUCUUGCAUCUGUUGAUGAAAACUUUUUUGUAAGGAUUGACGAAAGAGAUAUUUUACAACAAAUUGUGGACCAAGCGCAUGCCUGCAAAAAGUGUUUGACAGAGAUAGUGGACUUUGAAAUGUCUUGCUAUGAUAAAGAUCAGCUCACUUUUGUCAGUGAAAAACUUACAAUUGCUUUGAAGGCCAUUGGAGUGGCAGGUGUGUAUGAUCAUCAAAGUUAUUGUGAUCUUGAGCUGGCAUUGGCAAGAUGCUCAUGGAGAUUCCGAAUAUCUAGAUUGUUAGAUGCUUUAGAGAAGGGUUUAGAGAAGCCUUCAAUCCAACAGAUUGUCCGGCACCUGAAAGAGGGAAAUGCGAUGAAUAUUUUACCUGAAGAUCACUUCAGAUCGAAGCUUUCAGAAUUGAAGGACAUUGGAUUGCAGUGGGCUGAUCGUGCCAACAAGGUUGCAGCUGAUUCUGGGGCACUCAGCUUAGAUGGAGUUUAUGAACUUAUAACAGAGGGGGAAAGUUUACCAGUUUGCUUAAUGAAGGAACUUGAGGUAUUAAGAGUCCGAAGUAUGCUUCAUUGCAUUUGCCGAAAGCCGUAUGAUGAGAAAACCAUGAUUGCUUGCAGUCAAUGUGAGGAGUGGUACCAUGUCAGAUGCGUUAAUUAACCUUCACACCAAAGGUUUAUAUCUGUGCAGCUUGUCUGCCUGGGACUGAACACCUGGAGUCCUCAUUGGAUCAUGAGAGAUACAUGGACACCAAAUUGUGGAGCCGAAAACCCGUCUCCGCGAUAAAAAACCAGGAAAGGGACCGAAGAAAUCAGAGUCUCACAGAUGCGAAAAGUUAGAAAGAAGAGUAGUAUAUUGAUCAACGAGUGGAAUUGGGAUAGAUCGUUUGAGGUGGAAAACCGGAAGCCUUUUAGGAGAGCAGCGAAAAAGCGUGCUGAGCUUCAUAAUCUACAUUUUCCAUACACCACACAGUCGAUAAUCUCAUAGACGAUUGUUAGCAGUUAGCAGUUAGCAAUUAGCAAUUAAUUCAAUUGAUUCUUGUGGCUUAAGCAAGCCCCUCUGUACAUUUUGGCAGCCCAAUAAUCAAUUAGCUGCAUUUU